Alligator mississippiensis (American alligator) is the source of this 9422-nucleotide messenger RNA. It is a transcript of the gene SOX5, whose product is annotated as SRY-box transcription factor 5. The record is from RefSeq and is a predicted model, not a curated record. Gene Ontology annotation, molecular function: RNA polymerase II cis-regulatory region sequence-specific DNA binding; DNA-binding transcription factor activity, RNA polymerase II-specific. The coding region runs from base 1849 to 4131 and encodes 760 amino acids. Gene Ontology annotation, biological process: regulation of transcription by RNA polymerase II; cell fate commitment; positive regulation of chondrocyte differentiation. The transcript has 15 exons. Gene Ontology annotation, cellular component: nucleus. Lineage: Eukaryota; Metazoa; Chordata; Crocodylia; Alligatoridae.
UACAUAUUUUGAUCUAAUGCUCUUGGGGGUGGAUGAAAAAUUUAGCACAAUCCCAGUGGAAAGUUUCAGCUAGUAAUAUUUUGCCCCAGCAAAAUUUGGCACCCUUGUAUUUCUCUCUGACAUGACUGAAAGAAUAAUACAUUUCCAGAGCUUUCUUUAAUGGUCUUUGCUGAUUUCAUUUGUUGUGUUUAUGCUUUAGAGGGAAGAAGCUGACUGUUACAGAUUAUAGAUUUUAAUGAACAUCUCAAUAAUUUACCAGUUGCUGGAAUCAUGAGCUAGGUUUGGAGUGCAGCACUACAAACGAGAGAAUUCAUAAGCGACACAUCACACCAGACAAUUCUUACUGUUGGUUUCUGGAUGGUUUGCUCUGGAUGGUUUGCUCCUUGUCUACACUAAAAGAGUUAAUUAACACACUCAUGCUCAUGCUCACAGGCACGCAUUCACAGGCACCAAGUAUUUUACAGUGUUUAUGUGCAUUGAGCAUUUGAUUGGUACCUUUAAAUAUGAGAGGAAUUGUUUUUCUUUCUCUCUGUGUCCAGAGACCUUAAAUAUCAUAAGUUUAUGAAAUAUUUACUACUUCUUAGGGAGCCUUUAACUAGCAGCCAGAGCUAUAUCAUAUGAAAGACAUAUAAUAACCUGUCAUUUUACUUGGCCACUGUGCUGUUUGGUAGGAAAAACAUAAAUUUUUAUUAGAUAUGAUAAUAUCUAUAUCUGUAUACAAUAUACAAUCCAAAAUGUAUUUAAGAAAAAGAGUAUCUUUCAAAGGUGAAGUCUUAAUUUCUUUGCCUGCUUUUCUCUCAAUACUUUUUUAGGCAAUCUGGUUACAUUGUGGGGUAGGACACGUACAUGUACGCUGUCAAAUACCUUCACUUUCAUGGUUCAUUUGCACAAGUGAGAUUGACAUUCUUGUGGCGUUCUUAUUUUUACUUAUUUGUUACUCCAUCACGAUAUAAACAUAAUUAACCAAUAAGUGGAAGGGGAAAGGAGACAUUACAACUAGAUGGUGCCUGUGAAUGCCUCAUACUGUGGUCAAAUGAAAAGAGUGUUUGCAGCAAUUAAUCAAUAGCACAAGUAGUUUUCUGCCAAUGUUAAACAUUUUGUUUAACAAACAGUAUCUUUAAAAGCAAAGAAUUAAAAAAUAUAUAUUCUUAAAGUCUCUUUUAACUGGUAUGUUAAUGGUACAUAUGGUACAAUGGUAUGACCUCUACUGUAUUUCUUUAAAAAAGCAAGUAAAAUAAAAUGUAUUACAAAUUAGAUGAACCCAGGCAUAUAAUUAUAUUAAUUAAAACAGCAAAACUUUUGUUUCUACCCACAUCUUUUGGGAAUAGAUGUAGUUGUUACUUUAACAUUCUAGUUUUGAUGAUUAGCUGCUGAGAGGUAUCUUGAAUUUCAUACCUGACAUUUUAUAACAUGAAGAUUUUUUUUUCCAUUUCAUAACUGCACCCAUCAAAUUCCCUUUUGAAAUGAAAGACUAUAUAGGGCUUUAACUCUCGCUUUCAGGGAGGAGUUUCAUUUGUCAGCUGCAUAUUUCUGCAAAUUUUAUCUUCCUUUCACUCUACAGAGCAGCCUGUCCUAGAAUAAGUUUAUUACAUCUCUUGUAUCCUCUGGUGAAUGUACAAUGCCUACUUCCAGCCAACCGCUAGAGGGGCACUUGAGAGCAAUACGUACUGCACCCUCCACUUGAGAGACUGUGUCACCUUUUCUUCUCAGGCUGGCAAAGGCUGGAAUCACUGCAGGAGUCUCUAGAAGUUGCUCCUGAGCCCACAUGUUCUCAUGGCAGUGUGAAGUUCUACAUUAUACUAGUUGUAGUGAGAGAUCACAUUUAGAAAAGAUUUUGACGACUUUUGGAUGUCUUCCAAGCGACCAGCCUCUCCGUAUGGGGAAGCAGAUGGAGAGGUAGCCAUGGUGACAAGCAGACAGAAAGUGGAAGAAGAGGAGAGUGACGGGCUCCCAGCCUUUCACCUUCCCUUGCAUGUGAGUUUUCCCAACAAGCCUCACUCUGAGGAAUUUCAGCCAGUUUCUCUGCUGAGUCAAGAGAAUUGUGGCCAUAGGACUCCCACUUCUCAGCACAACACAAUGGAAGUUGAUGGCAAUAAAGUGAUGUCUUCAUUUGCCCCGCACAACUCAUCUACCUCACCCCUGAAGGCAGAAGAAGGUGGGCGUCAGAGUGGAGAGUCAUUGUCCAGCACAGCUCUGGGAACCCCUGAAAGGCGCAAAGGGAGCCUAGCAGAUGUUGUAGAUACCCUAAAGCAGAGGAAAAUGGAAGAGCUCAUCAAAAAUGAGCCAGAAGAAACUCCCAGUAUUGAAAAGCUACUAUCAAAGGACUGGAAAGACAAGCUUCUUGCCAUGGGAUCAGGGAACUUUGGAGAAAUAAAAGGGACUCCAGAAAGCCUAGCUGAGAAAGAAAGGCAGCUUAUGGGUAUGAUCAAUCAGCUGACCAGUUUACGGGAGCAGUUGCUGGCAGCUCACGAUGAACAGAAGAAACUGGCUGCGUCACAAAUUGAGAAACAACGCCAACAAAUGGAGCUAGCUAAACAGCAACAAGAACAGAUUGCAAGACAACAGCAACAGCUCCUGCAACAGCAACACAAAAUUAACCUUCUGCAGCAACAGAUCCAGCAGGUCCAAGGACAGCUGCCUCCAUUAAUGAUUCCAGUAUUCCCUCCAGACCAACGAACUCUAGCAGCAGCUGCUCAGCAAGGAUUCCUCCUUCCUCCUGGUUUCAGCUACAAGGCAGGAUGCAGUGACCCUUACCCUGUUCAGCUGAUCCCAACUACCAUGGCAGCUGCUGCCGCAGCAACACCAGGCUUAGGCCCACUUCAACUGCAGCAGUUGUAUGCUGCUCAACUUGCUGCAAUGCAAGUGUCUCCAGGAGGCAAGAUACCUGGCAUACCCCAAGGCAACCUUGGUGCUGCUGUAUCCCCUACCAGCAUCCACACAGACAAGAGCACAAACAGUCCUCCACCCAAAAGCAAGGAUGAAGUGGCUCAGCCACUGAACCUCUCAGCCAAGCCCAAGACAUCAGAUGGCAAAUCUCCCACAUCGCCCACCUCUCCUCAUAUGCCAGCUCUGAGAAUAAACAGUGGGGCCAGUUCACUUAAAUCUUCUGUGCCAGCAACAUUAGCUAGCCCUUCAGCCAGAGCUAAUACAAUAGAUAUCCUUUCUUCUAUCACGUCGUCAGGUUAUUUAAAUGACCACGAUGCUGUUACCAAGGCAAUUCAGGAGGCCCGACAGAUGAAGGAGCAGCUUCGGAGGGAGCAACAGGUGCUUGAUGGGAAGGUGGCGGUUGUGAAUAGCCUGGGUCUGAAUAACUGCAGGACAGAAAAGGACAAAACAACACUGGAGAGCCUGACUCAACAACUGGCAGUAAAACAGAAUGAAGACGGGAAGUUUAGCCACGCAAUGAUGGAUUUCAACAUGAGCGGAGAUUCUGACGGAAGUGCAGGUGUCUCAGAAUCUAGAAUUUAUCGGGAAUCCAGAGGGCGUGGCAGCAAUGAGCCCCAUAUCAAGCGUCCAAUGAAUGCCUUCAUGGUGUGGGCUAAAGAUGAGCGAAGAAAGAUCCUUCAAGCCUUCCCCGACAUGCACAACUCCAAUAUCAGCAAGAUACUUGGAUCUCGCUGGAAAGCUAUGACAAAUCUAGAGAAGCAGCCAUACUACGAAGAGCAGGCCCGACUCAGCAAACAGCACCUGGAAAAGUACCCAGACUACAAAUACAAACCAAGGCCAAAACGUACCUGUCUUGUAGAUGGCAAAAAAUUGCGGAUUGGCGAGUACAAGGCAAUCAUGCGCAACAGACGCCAAGAGAUGAGGCAAUAUUUUAACGUUGGGCAGCAAGCACAGAUUCCGAUUGCUACUGCCGGUGUAGUCUACCCGGGAGCCAUUGCCAUGGCAGGAAUGCCUUCUCCACAUUUGCCCUCAGAGCACUCAAGUGUGUCCAGCAGCCCAGAGCCUGGGAUGCCUGUAAUCCAGAGCACUUACGGUAUCAAAGGUGAAGAGCCUCACAUCAAGGAGGAGAUGCAGACCGAUGAUGUCAAUGGAGAAAUGUAUGAUGAAUAUGAUGAAGAAGAGGAUGACCCUGAUGUGGACUAUGGCAGUGACAGUGAAAAUCACAUUGCAGGGCAAGCCAACUGAUAAGGAUCCAAGUAUUGUAUGACCUAAAGGACUUCAAGGAAAAAAAAAAAGCCCCAUCUGGUUAAACUUUACCAGUGGUCAAGCACAUUAACUUUCUCAUACACUGACUGUUACUUUAACUGUUAGUCUUAACUAGUUGGGACAUCAGCUGUCUAAUAGACAUCAGCCUGCAUCAAAAAAUGAAAAAGGCUCAGAAGAAAGGAAACAAUGACAACGACGAUGACAACAACAGAAAGAAAUAAGCUAUGGGUAAAAUAAUGCCAGUAAUUCAGCUGCUAUACCCAAGCACUGAAGUCUUACCCGUCGACCUUUUAUUAUUAUUUUUUUUUCAAAUAAACUUUAUGGCUGUUUGUUCUACAAUGUUCUAGAAAUUCUCACUCAGGUACACAGUGCCAACAAGUGGCUUGUGAAUGUGUUUUGUUGUUUUGUGCUACAGUUUAAAGAGAAAUAAGAUUUUUUUUUUUUGGUAAUGCACCUGACAGGAAAAAAAAAAAGAGAUGAAAUUCCGUUUACCUCCCUAUCUCCUCCUCUAGCUCCUCUCCUGCAGAUUUAGCAUUAGAGGCACAUGCACAUUGCACGUGUGCAUAUGUCUGGCAGGGAAGAGAGUAGAGGGGAGUCUGUUUCUAUAAACCCCACAAAGCAGUUAUUUCCCUUCUAGAGAGGACUUCUCUUCAUCAGUUGCACACCACACUAAGUCUCUGAGCAAGUGCCAAAUUUGUACUGAAGCGCUGAACUAGUCCAGUUUUAUUUUUUUUGAUUGGUCUCUUUUGUUUUUGUUUCCUGUUCCGUCUUAAGUUAGGACAUCGUUAUGUCUUAGACAAUCCCUUGAAAAACAUGAUAUACCAGCAGCUGGUGAGAUUAGACACGUUUCUUGAGUUUUUUUGUUUUUUAAAGGAAACUGUAGGUGCCGUUCUCAGGUGAAAAAGAGAGAGAAAGACAUAAGAAAUUUAGAGAAAAAUAUUUUAUGAUCUUGGAUUUUCGUGCGUGCAUAUUUAUGGUACUAAUAAUAUUGGACCAUUGUGAACAAAAAAUAACAUGUUCCAGGAUGAAAUCCCACACCCUGCCAAUGAUUCGGCCUGUAAGGAGCCUUUGCUUUUAAUUUACACUUCAAAUGGCAGCAUAUAUAGACGAUUGUUCAGAAUGUAACCUCACCUAUUUAUUACAGGGCAGGGAAAUUGGAAGCAUUGAUUUAGGCAUGAGCCUAAAUAGAUUAAUCUGAUGUCCAGUUUUAAUGGACAUCAGAUAGCAUAUGGGGCUGUGUUCGGAUCUCUCAUCCCAUGAGGCAGAUUUUGACUAAUAUUUUGCUCCCCCUAUACAUUGGUAUCAGUAGGAUGCCUGUGCAUGGAGAAAAAAGAAAAUAUCAAAGAGGAGAUUCAAAUCUGGCAGUAGAGUUUGACCCACCCCCUCCCCCAAUAGGAUGGGGUAUACCCAGACUCAACAAUUUGCAGGACUGCAGACCAGAAAAUAACUAUUUCCCCUAUGCUCCAAUAACACAUUUUCAAUACUAUCCAGAAUCUGAUUUUCUCUGUUAUCUUACUUUUUAAAUUCUUCUGUAGUGAUAUGCAUCCUUGUUGAAGACGGUAGAGUCUCACACAUGCAGCUGGGCAGAAUUUAGCCCAUUUUAUUUUCCACUGAAUAUUAAAAAAAAAAAGAAAAACACAGUGAGAUAGAGCCUCCUUGUGUUUCCUGACUCUGAUCCUCUACUGAAGAAGAAUGUCCAGUUUGUGUAGGAAGAUGGAAGAUUUAAAUCUAUACCAAACAUCACAAACAAACAAAAAGGCUACCUCUGAUUUCAAAUAAAGGCUAUCAGAGAUUUCCCCACUGUCCUAGGAAACAGUGUCUCAUGUUACAGAAAGAAAAACAUUCCACUGAGGCGCCUGUUUGCUAACAUGGGGUUCCUUCCUGUUUCUCGCAGCCAUAGUCUUAACUCACAGCAGGAGUCUCAUCAUUAUCUAUUGGUCUCCUUAUUUGAGUAAAGACUAUAUGUUCAUUAGAGCCCAUUGCUAACCAAAUAGAAAGAGGUUGGAGAUUUGAGGGCCUGACUGUGCAAGGGGCCCUUGUGCCAGCCAAAUUUUAGACAGUAGAGCAAUCAGCUCACAGAAAUCCAGUUGCAGGACUGGGGCCUUUCUUUGCCUGAAGAAAUACCACUUGAAGUGUAACAUUACUCUGCAGACCUUGCAAAGCAAAUGACAAACAUAUGCCAUUUAAGAGUUAGGACAAUACUCUGACCAGAGGUUUGGAUACAUGAUAUUUUCACCCUACACCAUCUAUUUUUAUUCUUUUACUUUUCUGCUUUUGAUUUCUGAAUCAAAAAUUCUUUCUUUUCCACUCUCUCUCUCUCUCUCUCUCUCAAAAAGCUUGCUCUGAGGUUAUGCUUGGAGUAGCUGAUCUUCUCCUCCAUGUCAGAGAGUUUGUUUUUUAUUUUAUUUUUUUUGGUUGUAUUUGAGGACUGUAUUUUUCAGUUGAACUGCCUCUUCUUGCUAGUGUUGUAAUGGUAAUUAUAAUAAUAAUAAUGGUCAGCUGUUCCCAGAUUAGUAAAUUAUGUAUAAUUUAUUUUAUUUCCCUUUUUCUCCUACUUUAUUCUGUUCUGAUUUGGCAGUACAGCAAAUGAAGAUGUUAAGAUAUUUAAAAAUGAUACUGACAUACUGCUCCUCCCCCCCACUUUUUUUACAUAUAUACAUAUAAAAAAAUCACUUCUUCCUUUGCUUACACCAUUCCUUUUUCCUUAUUUUAAUUUGGCCCCAGUCAUGUCAACUUCCGAUGUUUAUUAUGAUGGAGUGAAUUAAUGGGAGUGUUGUUUUCUAUCUUAAUUAACUUCUGCUCUCUCAUCACUCAUUUUAGUUAUUUAAUUACACCAGUCAUCUAGAGCCAAUUUUUGAAGUACUCUGUUUGGAUAAGAAGAAAAAAACAGACAAUUGUUUUUAAAUCAUUAUUAUGUACAAUGUGAAGACAGGUAUUUGCUCCUUUCCAACCCUCUCCUCCCCCCCUUCCUCCCCCCCGCUUUUAUUUUUAAAUUUGGUCCCAGUCUUUGUGAACAAAUUCUGACUCUUGUGGGUUUACCUCACAUUUGCUGGAUGCUUGAUUUCCACCAUGUUAUAGAGAUGCUCUGAUUUAAUUACAUCACUUUGGGCUAUGAGAAUACUUUGUUUUAGUUCCAGGUAGGUGCCACUGAGGCAGGUAUGGUUGGAGCAAAUCUCAAGCAUAGAGGGUGAAAUCCUGGCUGAGUGAAACCAAUGGAAAACUUGCCCUUGACUUCAACAGAACCAGAACUUACCCAAAAACUGUGGGCUUGAGCCUGCAGACCUCACUCAUGGGAGCAGCCUGUGAACGAGAAGUACUUGUAUACAAGUAAAGGCUGCAGGCCUGAGCCCUAUUUUAGAUAAUGGGUGGGUGUGAAAGAACUCCUUUUGGGGGCAAGCUGUGCUUUAUAUACUGUGUUGUCCUUGACUAAGGUUCAGAAUGAAUGCUAAAAAGAGACAAAGGAAAAUGCUUACAUACAAACGUCAGUCUGUGAAACUAUGCUAGGACCUGGGGUUUGGUCAAAUUUUCAAAUGGGUAACUUGAACACACUAUGCACUCCCAGCAUGGGGGUGCUGAAACUGAUGCAACCAUGUAAAAAUGGCUCUGAGGUCUCAAGACAAAAUUUAAAAUAAUCCUGAAUUGCUUUGCUGGAUCAGAGCCAGAGUGCCCAUUUAUGUGUAGUGAAACACCCAUGUUUGAGAAUGUGGCCCUGCUUACCCCAUUUGAUUUCUUUAAAGAAAAAAUGGAUAUUUAGAGAAGGUGUUCUUGUCUUGUUUCUUUCUUUUCCUGGGUCUGCGUGCCUUAUGGUGCCAAGAGAAACCAGGUUAGAAGAGAUUAGGAUAGUAUUAACCUAAAAGGGCAUAAAUGGCCUAGCAUAUACAUUGGCCUAACUCCCUUCUUUCCUGGGAAUCAGGAGAUUGAUGAUCUUGUUAGAAUGUUGUGUUGGCCACACAUUCCGUUUCCUCUUAAAUCGGGGUAGCUCCUUUCUCCAGUAUGGCUUGUGCACUUCUUAGAGAACAAUAUCCGCAGUAAGGAAUAGGGGGAAAAAGAAAACACAAGGCACUGGCUUCUAAGCUCAAUGAAAUAACAGAGUAUAUCCUUUCUCAAUUUCUUCAUGCCUUAUAUUAGUAAAAUAGGAUUUUUUAAGUGCAUUUAACAUCUUUAUUUAACCGUUCCACUAUAUUAAUCAGGACCCCAGAAAAGAACACUAGCUAUUAUUAUAGCAUUUAAUUAGUUUGUAACCAAAUCCUCUUAUUACAAAUGCAUAUGGAAGAAAUUCUUUCUUCAUAGACAUUAUUUCAAAGAUUUGGUUUAUGCAGUAGACUCUUUUUAAUUAAAUCAUUUUUUAGAAAAGUAAAUUGUCUUUAACCUUUUUACAGCACAUUUUCAGAGCUUUUUCUUUUUUUAAUCCAAAGAGAUGAGCUGUUAUUGUCCCCGAAGAAGCCUCUGACAUCACAUUUGUAACAUCAAAAAUAAUUAUACUCAGUGGAAACGUGGACUUCACUUAGCAAGAAUUCAUCUGCUAGGAUUAAUGGCAACUACAUAAUAUAUCAGAUGUUUAAGGGCGUGGUUUAUCAAAUAUGAAAUAUUUUUGUCUGCCCACUUCUUGAUAGAAUCAUAUCUUCAAUUCUGCAAGGAUAUGUGAAUAAUUCACUAGAUGUGGAUUCAAGUGUAUCCUCAAAUUCACAGGGCAUAGGGUGGAUGUUUAACUUGCUUUAUAUUUACAUUUUUUUCAACUUUAUCUUAACUUGUCGGUUUCCCAGAUUGAAGAACAUGUCAAGUUUGUUUUUCUACUGACUGAUUUCUCUAUUCCCCAGUGUUUUUUGUCACUGGUUUGCUGAAACAGUAUUUAUAUGGCUCCAUUGGCUCUAAAGCUCUUACUCCUAACAUUUUGGAUUUUACAACUGAAAAGAAAAUAGAAAAGAAUAUAGAGACAAUCAAAUGCCUGGAGCUUAAAACAAAGUAUGUGCAACCUACCAUCUCACUUGAAAUUUAAUAAAAGAAAUAAUUAUGUAAAUAUAACAUAGAGUUAUAGAUUUAUAUUUUGUUCAUAACACAUAGUGUAAUAUAAGUUGUAUAUUUUCAUGUUUUGGUUUUAUGUUAUCAUUCAUGCCACAAUAAAUAAAAAACAAGAGUUGAUGUACUCUUUAAAAAAAUGUGGGUUGCCACCAUCCUGGUUUUUCUUUUUUUUUUUUUUUAAUUCCCCAUUUUUUUUCAGUAUUAUUGCCCUGCAAGGCACCAAUAAAAACAGCAAAUGUGUUCUUUACUUA